Molecule: messenger RNA, 1343 nt
Organism: Aquila chrysaetos chrysaetos
Lineage: Eukaryota; Metazoa; Chordata; Aves; Accipitriformes; Accipitridae
Product: nucleoporin NSP1-like
Exons: 4
Coding region: 1-1299 (432 amino acids)
Molecular function (GO): protein binding
Source: RefSeq, a predicted model, not a curated record
AUGGCGGACGGAGAAGGGAGGACGGAUACUGCGCCCACCACGCCAACUUGGGAAGGCAGCUCAAUCGGUGUGUUGGCCGGGAGCGAGGUGACGAGACCCGCCUUCCCAACAACGAGUCUCGACGCCACUGCCGCCGGCGUGGGCACAGCGAGCGUCAGUGCUGACUCCCGGCCUCUCAGGCCCAGCUCGGCGGCGACGAGCCACUCCUCCUCCUCUCCUGCGGGCUCCUCAGCUGCCGCUCCCAGCCCCCGGCCGAGCAGCACCAGCGGCACCCCUGAGGCGGGGUUGGCCGCCGCGUCCCACUCACCUACGACUCUCGCCUCCUCCGCUCCUUCCUCCGCUCCCGGCGCUACGAGCGUUGGGUCGGGCGCUGCGACGGCAGAGGCCGUGACGCGCAGCCCAGCUCCCAGCGCGCCCAGCCCCGACCCGUCGGCCGCUGCCUCCAGCGUGUCCCCCGCCUCAGGUACCGCCGAGGCCAGCCUUUCGUCCGCGCUGGCUGGCAGUGUGGAGACGCAGGCGGCACGGCUCACCUCCGGACCCCGCACGCGGGGGCAGCUCGCAGCUGUGGGGACCGCUUCGAAUUCCACGGGGAGCCCCUCGCCUGCCGCAGGCGCAGCCUCUGUGGCUAGCCCUGCCACGACUCCUCCCGGCAAAGGCGAAAGUCCCACCGCGAACCAGGGGAGCGGCACGACGGCUGAGCCCGAUGCCAAGACGUCCCUUUCCCACCCUGCCACAUUGUUGGUGACCCAAUCCAUGACAGAUUUUAGGAAAUCGACAUCUGUUAAUUCUUCUUUUACUGGAACUUGCUUGCCAGUGUCCAUCAAAGUUCAGAAUGUGACUAGGGAAGCAAUACAGUUCAGCUGGACUGGUGGCAGGAGAGGCAGCCUCUACACCGUCUCCCUCAUGGAUGGAAACCGGAAGAUAAAUAAAACAACUACGAAAGAGACAAAAACUGUGUUUAACCAUUUACUUCCCAGUCAUAUAUACAAAAUAUCUGUGGCAGUAUUAUCUUGUGCUGAGAAUGUCUGGACUUCAGCUAGUGUCCGAACAGAUCCUGUUUCCUGUUUCAGCAGAACUGAGUUUUGCUUGCCACAAAAUACUGGCUGUCCUGACUUAAAAUAUAUUGUAUGCUCAUAUUACCAAGCAUUUGCCUGCAGUGUUUUGUUAAAAAGCCAGACAUUUAAUCAUACACUUUAUAACUCUGAUAGUGAAGGCUACAAAACAAUGUCAGAAAGUAUCAAAACAGAAGUAAGUUGCUGCAAUCUUGUCAUCAUGAAUGAACUAAGAAAAGUUUUGUGAUUAGCAACAUCAGUCUCCUAGAUUCGUUAUUAAAUCAAGAUUGU